This is a messenger RNA of Penicillium maclennaniae, 1260 nucleotides long. RefSeq lists its product as uncharacterized. NCBI's taxonomy places the organism in Eukaryota, Fungi, Ascomycota, Eurotiomycetes, Eurotiales, Aspergillaceae. The record is from RefSeq and is a predicted model, not a curated record. Bases 1 to 1260 code for a protein of 419 amino acids. The transcript is spliced from 2 exons.
AUGUUAUGCGGCAGCCGGCUUACCGAACUAAGCAAAACUAUCGUGCCCCGGAAUGCUUCAUUUGAAUCCCCAGCCCGACCUCCGCCUUUUUCUGGACAUGUUGGUGUCCACCUCGAAUCCGACACGGUUCGUGGACCGCUUCCCUUUUUCAACCCAACGCAAGCGCGCUUUCAGCUGGACGAACAUGCGCAGCUGCAUCCCAAGUUGCUCGAGGACAAGAUUCCGCAUCCCUAUGCAACCCAAGUCGCAUUGCCUGGCGUGGUCAUCAAUUGGAGGUCUCGAGACAAUCGUAAAGGGCGACACCCGCUGGGUGUCGACUCUUUCCACCCGGACUCAACAGCAAGCUUCCGCGUCGUCAGCCGUGGCCUGUUGCGUAUGUGCACCGAAUGCCCAUACUGGGACGUUUCCUACCUAGUCGGCGUCUUUUUCUCCGUCGGAUGCCUACUUUUCGUAAUCAGUGGCCUGUUCUAUUGGCUGCCGCUCGUAGCUCCAGCCUCCGAGUUUUCCACCGAGACCACGGCUGGAGACAUACUUUCAUUUGUCGGAGCCACGCUGUUCCAGAUCGGAGCGGUUCUUCUUGUAUUUGAAGCGUGCAACGAGAACCGUACGGGAUGCUUUGGAUGGGCCCUCUACCAAGCUCUCAAAGGAGACGAUAGUGGAUCCCUCGGGGAUAUAUUCGCCAAAGCCGACGUUUAUAGCUGCCAACAUCACCACCAGCGGAGACGCAGGCCUGAUUCAGUGAGGCAGCAGCUGCCCGCCCCGCAGCAAUCACCCCCGCCGGAACGCCAAUGGACCUGGUGUCCUACCUGGCACGAGCUGAAGACGCACUAUUUCCACGAGAUAGGAUUCAUGGCUUCCAUUUCAAUGUUCGUUGGCGCUACCAUAUUCUACGUUUGCGGUAUAUGUACGCUCCCUUGGAUAUAUAACAACCUGAGCAUGGGUGUUCUUGAGGGCGUGUACUAUCUGACCUAUCUUGUGGGCGGUGUCUUCUUUAUUAUUUCCUCGGCCCUGUACAUACUGGAGACCCAGCCAACUUGGUACACCCCGGCGCCACAUCUGCUAGGGUGGCAUAUUGGGUUGUGGAACCUGAUCGGGUCUAUAGGCUGGACCCUGGCGGCCUCGUUUGGUUACUGUACCCGCAGCUGGUGUGCCUAUCAGAGCUACUUGACCUUGACCUGGGCCUCUGCCGCUUUUUUGAUUGGUAGCAUGCUGCUUUGGUACGAGGCACUUCAAAAAUAUCCUGUGGAGAAAGUGAGAUAA